AUGGAUUCCCUUUCUCUUCUCCUCUCUUAUCCAAAACUCUCCCCCACAAAGCCCUUCUCCUUUCUCUCAAACCCUAAUUCACCCCUCUCUGCAUCUCUUCCCAACAAAAAACCCCAAAUUCCCUCCCUCAAACCCCAUUCUCCAAUCUCACUCCAAAACCCCCUCACAAAAUCAUGCUUUUCCCUCGCUACAAUCAACCUCUUCACUCCCCUCCACUCCCUCGCUGCCGAACCCACUUUACCCUUAUCAGACGCAGGCAGAAUCAACUUAGAAACAAUCCUUAUCUCCAUUGACGAUUUCUUCAACCGAUACCCAUUUUUCGUUGCUGCGUGCAGCUUCGUUUAUCUCGUUGGUAUUCCCUUAGCAGAAGAGUAUUUCAGGAAGUAUAAGUUUGUGUCAGCUAUUGACGCUUUCAGGAAGCUCCGGGAUGAACCGGAUUCGGAGCUGUUGGAUAUAAGGGAUAGGAAGAAUGUGAAGUUUCUUGGGUCUCCUAAUUUGAUGAUGUUGAAGAAGGAAGUGGUGCAGGUUGAGUUUAAGGAGGGGAAUGAAGAUGGGUUUGUGAAGAAAGUUUUGGAGAGGUUUGAGGAUGCUGAGAAUACUGUUGUGUUUAUUUUGGACAGUUUUGACGGUAAUUCCAUGAAAGUUGCUGAAUUGUUAUUCAAGAAUGGUUUUAAAGAGGCCUAUGCGAUCAAAGGUGGAGUUAGAGGCCAGCAAGGGUGGAUGGCUAUACAGGAUACCCUUUUGCCCCCUCCGGUGCAUAUCAACCGAAGAAAAAAGACUAAAGUGCAACAAGAGCUCAGUACAAAUGGAAAUGGGUCCAUUCAGCAAAAUGAUUGUAAUAAUGACAGUGUGUUAUCCUCAGAUAUUCCUGCAGUUGGAAACCAAGAGACGGAAAAUGGUCAUGUGAAAAGGUCUGUUGAGUCCAAUCCGAAAUUGAAACUCGGAUCGAUAGUUUCCCAUUCUCCCUAUGCCAAUUACCCAGAUUUGAAGCCGCCAUCAUCUCCAACUCCAUCAAAGCCACAAUGA
Vicia faba (fava bean) is the source of this 1026-nucleotide messenger RNA. Lineage: Eukaryota; Viridiplantae; Streptophyta; Magnoliopsida; Fabales; Fabaceae. The record is from the annotation of a GenBank genome assembly.